CCGCACUGAGCCGCUGUACUGAAGUAUCGCAGACAUGUCAACAAUAUAAAAAUGGCGGGAGUCAUUACCCGGAGUUCUUUUUAUUUUUUAACUGAACUCACAGCUGAGAGGGUGCAGAGGCUGCUUUCACAUACUCGAAUGAAAGAAGUAUCAAGAAUAUGUAAAGUCUACUUUUCAAGUGAUACCAAACCAGCAGCCAAAACCAACAAUCUCUUGUGCCAAUACAAUGAGAUCAAGAAACGUUACCCAGAGUUUGUUGUGCUGUUUCAAGUUGGAGAUUUCUAUGAGAUUUAUGGAAAGGAUGCCAUUGAUGUUUCACAGAAGCUGUCUUUGCGCUUGACUAAAAGUGCAACUGUAAGCAAGCUAAUGGCUGGUUUUCCUGUCAGGUCACUCAACAGCUGGUUAACACCACUUGUCCAACAUGGAUUCCAGAUUGCAAUCUCGCAACAAAUACCAGAGAAGACAUCAAAGUCUUCAAAGCUUAUCCAUCGUGAUGUGGUGAGGCUUGUCACACCUGGAACUGUACUCGAGCCUCUAGAGCCUGAUGCCAACUAUCUACUCAGUCUAACUAGAGGCCCUGGUGGCUCCCUUGGGGUGGCCUGGGUGGAUAUUUCAACAGGAGAAUUCCACCUUGCCACCUCAACUCUAGACACUCUGGAAGAGGAUCUAACAAGAAUUAAUCCCGCUGAGAUUUUGAUUACAGCCAGAGAUAUGGAAGAAGCUAACCCCAGUCCAAACUACAAAGUACCAAAGAAAUUAAGCAAACCACCACUGAGCUGUGUAGAGAAAUUCCAUGUCACCACAAUCCCAGAAGAAUGGUUUGACAACAGUGAUCCAACCUCACAAAACAACAUCAAGCACUUCCUUUCCACAAACACAGCCAAUUUCUCAUCUAUAGAACUCUGUGCUGGAGUAGCGCUGCUCAACUUUUUAAGCUACACACAAAAAGAUGUGACCCCUAUACUAAAUAAACCAUCUCAAUAUAACCACCAAACACACAUGGCCAUUGACUCCAAUACCCGACGCUCACUUGAACUCACUGAGCCUCUAAUGAAUUCCGAUAAGAAGGCCACUUUAUUCGGUGUUAUGAACACUACUUGUACCCAUGCGGGUAGAAGACUUCUUCACGCACGGAUUUGUGCUCCAUCAACGCAAGUGCAUGUGAUCCAGUCGCGUCUGAAUAGUGUUGAGAUGUUCUACAAUGAUCGUCACUUGAAUGAAGAAGUGCGUCAAUGUCUAAAAAGAUGUCCUGACAUUGAACGGACUCUACAAAAGGUAGCUACCUCAAUGGCAGGACUAGCUGACCUUCGCCUCAUCCGGGACUCAAUCAUCAUAUACUCUAACAUCCGGGAUCUUUUGCGCUCAAGCAUUGCACACGAAUCCAUCUCUGUGAUUGGCUUAUUACGUGCGCUAGACUACGAAGCCAUGGAGGGCCUGCGCACAAAGCUGGAGCAGGCCGUAGGUCACGUGGAGUCUGUGGAGGCUAGUGUGCUGGAGGGCUACUCAGAUGAGGCCGACGAGAUACGCGCAAAGAUAGGCGAAAACGAGCAACAAGUUAAAGACUUGAUGGAAAGUUAUAGGUCUUUGCUGAAUAUCCCCAAGCUAACCAUUAGUCCCCACCGAGCAUUCAUCCGCGUUGUCGAGAUCCCAUCAUCAAAGGAAGCCGUGAUGGCGGACCGUGAGGAUUUCGUACGUGUAGAUGGCGUCACUGGUAAAGUUCGCUACAGCACUUUGAGGCUGCAAGAGUUAAACGCUGAACUGAAGUCGCUACAAGAGCAUCACGAGCGAACACAGAAAGCUCUUUCUAAUGAUCUCUGUCACCAGGUCACGCGUCAUGCCGAUCAGCUACGACAACUCGCUAGAACUCUCGCGGAAAUCGACGUGGCCUCGUCCUUGGGUCUCCUUGCUCUGACUCGCGGAUACACCAAGCCCAAGAUCGUAACGACUACAGACUUCAGGGUGUCUGGCGGGCGACACCCUGUUGUAGACUUGCUCAGACCUGACAGCUUCGUCUGCAAUGACUGCGAUCUUAGUAAAAAAAGGGUGUGGAUCGUCACGGGGCCUAAUAUGGGAGGCAAAAGCACGUUUUUGCGGCAGAACGCCCUGAUUGCCAUCCUAGCGCAGGCGGGGUCGUAUGUACCAGCGCAACAAGCUACUGUGGGGAUUGUGGAUCGUCUGUUUGCGCGAAUUGGGGCAAGUGACAACCUCGUUCAACACCAGUCUACUUUCAUGUCGGAGAUGCUAGAGACGGCCUACAUACUGACAAACGCCACGGAGAAAUCACUCGUCUUAAUAGACGAAAUCGGUCGCGGUACAUCAAUGCUAGACGGGAUGUCCAUAGCAUGGGCGGUUACAGAGCACCUCCAUGACGUCAUACGUUGCCGUACACUCGCCUCAACCCACUUUCACCAGCUCGCUCGUCUGACCCAGGCCCUCCCGGCGGUUGCCUGCUAUCACGUGACAGCACUGUUAGUUGACGAGGGGAUAACUUUCACUUUCAAAGUAAUGCACGGCACUGGCCAGCACUCAUUUGGCAUCGACGUCGCACGACUUGCCGGGAUACCUAAGGCCGUUGAGGCCCGGGCACGAGAGAUUGCGCGACCGUUUGAAAAGCCGUCUAUCGGUGCAGAAUCUGGACAAGAAUGGGGCGAUGGAGAAUAUUCUGAAACAUCAGAUGGCCCGGAGAGCAGUGUUAGAUAUCUGCGCCAAGAACUGAGUGCUUUUGACAACAUUGAAGUUCCGACGUGUGCAGCCGCAUCGCCACAUAAUACUCAAAACACGAUUCUCAAUCACUGUAACCCGGAUCCCUUAGAUUCAACGAUAUAUGAACAUCCAAACAGGGGCAUUUGCCUUACGAACACUGAGCCCAGCCAUGUGCUGAACACGUGCCAUAACAAUGGUGAGGAAUGGGGUAAGUACUUUCCGUCCCAUCAUGCAAAUGGCGAACAAUAUGCCUCGCCGUCCCAAAAUGCACAUGGGGUGGAGUUUUUAUCCCGUGAUACAAAAAAUAUGGACUUAAUUCCUUCCCAUGAUGCUAUUGAAGGUGAGCUCACGCCUUCCCGUGACGCUUAUGGGACAGAACACCCGCCUUCCCGUCAUACAGAUGAGGUGGAACUUGUACAUUCCUGUCAUGCAAAUGGGGUGCUGAUUAUUGUCCCCGAGUCUCUGACGUCACACGAGGCCAAACAGAUAAUCGUUAAAGCUGCCGAAAAAUGUCUAUUUAAAUAAAAGCCAUGACACCUA
Nematostella vectensis (starlet sea anemone) is the source of this 3243-nucleotide messenger RNA. Its product is annotated as DNA mismatch repair protein MutS. The transcript has 11 exons. Gene Ontology annotation, molecular function: mismatched DNA binding; ATP binding; ATP-dependent DNA damage sensor activity. Gene Ontology annotation, cellular component: nucleus. Lineage: Eukaryota; Metazoa; Cnidaria; Anthozoa; Actiniaria; Edwardsiidae. The coding region runs from base 52 to 3228 and encodes 1058 amino acids. The record is from RefSeq and is a predicted model, not a curated record. Gene Ontology annotation, biological process: mismatch repair.